Molecule: messenger RNA, 807 nt
Organism: Cylindrotheca closterium
Lineage: Eukaryota; Bacillariophyta; Bacillariophyceae; Bacillariales; Bacillariaceae
Source: the annotation of a GenBank genome assembly
AUGAAGCCAAUUACACUCUUCACUUGGAUCUUAGUGUCAACGGCCAUACUGCUUGGUCAAACUCAAGCUUUCCACAUUUCUCACUCCUCCGUGAAGUCGUUGAUUGCGACUCCAAUUAUAUCAAAGAAGCCUGAUCCUCGUCACCCUUUGAGCCAUGUCACUCGCAUCCAACCUCUGCACCUUGCCAAGGAUUCGUCUGGUGGAAAGGGUGAACUCACGAAGAUUGACCCUUUGGUGAAGGAUGUCGGUCUUCUGACUCGCCGAUUGUCAUGGCUUUCUUGGUGGUCCCAACUCAUUUUGACAACUGUUUCAGCGGUCACUCUUGUGUUUGCUCGCAACGUGAUUCGGCAAUCCCAUCCCUCCAUUGCGGCAGCUAAUAGCUUACCAAACUUUGUCUUGGCUGGAGGUGGCAUCGUCGCUGGCUAUGCCUCGCUAUUCUGGACCUGGGCUUCGCGACGAUUGGCUCGUCGACUCUUGCGCAAGCCUACCACCAAAAUACAAUCUGCCAACAUGCUGCGAAGUACCAUCAAAGUUGGGCUCACACUCAAUAUUAUUGGAAUGCUGUUCACAAUUGUCGGAGCAGAGCAGAUUGUAGGUGCAUUGGCGAUCAAAGUUUUGACUACGUCCCGGACGCUGGCCAUUGAUCAGUCCUCUUCACUUAUUCAGCCUCUAGAUAUCUUGGUGGUUCAAGCAAACACCAACACUCUUUUCAGUCACUUUACAAGUCUUGUGGCAUUGCUCUAUUUGGCAAAACAAUUAUGUAAACUUGACCCACCCUCUGUGGAAGGUGACGAAAGAAGCCGCUGA